Molecule: messenger RNA, 3546 nt
Organism: Fusarium subglutinans
Lineage: Eukaryota; Fungi; Ascomycota; Sordariomycetes; Hypocreales; Nectriaceae
Exons: 7
Coding region: 1-3546 (1181 amino acids)
Molecular function (GO): protein binding
Source: RefSeq, a predicted model, not a curated record
AUGGAUGAUGUCUUCGACCUCGUUAUGUCCCCCUUCUAUGACAUCAUCGCGCAAGGUCGGAUCGCUUUAGAAAAUGCUGGCGAUAAUACGCCUAUGCUGAAGGCUGCUCGGAGCCUCAUCACAGAGGGCGAGCGGGCUCUUGAGAGACUCGAUCCGCUGUGUCGCAUGCUCCUGGACAAGCACGAUCUCAAAUUCAUAGAUUUCCUCAAGGAGAAUGGCAAGUCGCGUCUCCAUAAUUCGCUAUGGCCUAUAGUUGCAAAUAUUUCAACCGAAUUGAACGACCUAUUGUGGGAGUUUGAUGACUAUAUAGAGCUUGACGAUUUUGAAGCCGAAAAGUUUGUGGAAUUGGAGAAUUCGGCUCGCAACGCUGCUCCCAAAAUCUACGAUAUCCUCGAAAACAUGAGGAUCGAGGUCGCCACCGACCAGAACAGUCGCCCACGCUUCUUUCCGACCCUUGUCCGACCUCGUAUAUCUUCAAUACCAAAAUCACGCCCAGAGUCGGUAAACUCGAACCAAAGCUCUGUUUUCGACCAUAUCCGAACCGACAGGAUGAAUGUAAUUUUCACAGGCCAGCCAGCUUCUACAAUUUCGACUGUAGACAGUAGUGAAACUUUUAGCACAGCUGAACUGCGUCCCCCUUGGAUAAAGGGUCCGUUGAUACACAACUAUCAGGACGUGAUCAAGCCAGAACAACCCACUGGGUCGCCCAAAGUUGAUAUCCUUCUUAUUCCUGUUGGGACGGAAGUCCCAACUCCCCAACAACCACCAAUUCCCUUCGCUGCUGACUGCAAACUCAGCUCUCAGAGUUCCUUUUAUAUGCAUGGGGGAUUUUGCAAUGGUGCAAAGGAGAUCAUCAAUGGGGGUGCUGGAUUUCGAAAAACCGUGAGAGCAGGCAUCGUUUCCAUGGCAGUGACUGCAAGAUGUAUUGAGUGUCACUUUGAACUUGACUUCAAGGAGGUUGAUUUGGACAUCAACAAAUCCGAGCGUGGUAAUUUCGUCCGCAAUGGGAUCGGCUACCGCCUCCGUUUCCUCCAGAAGAGUCAUCUGCCAUCACGACGCUCAGACGACAUUACGUACGGGUGUAUUUUCUGCGUUCAUCAAGGUCAAACCCUACAUGCAAGCGAUGCAACAGUAUUUUUCAGUCAAAAGGCGCUCUUUGCUCACUUAGCUCGGCAUCCUCGACCUCUACCGGCAAUUCAAGGACUAACAUCAAUCGAACAGGACGAAAUUCCAGAUCACCAUAAAAACAACUAUGACUUACAUUUCAAGUCGCCAUCUGAGAGUCACCCAGUAUUGGCGAAGUCUGAUGAUAUUUCCAGAAUGCCUGCUGGGGUAUCUAAAGAAGCUGCGAGAAGAUUAUAUGGCCAGCGGCUCUUGCAUGAUCAAACCCCAGCACUUGAGCUAGCGAAAGGUGCGAGGAUCGUCGGCCUCUCAUGGCCCGAAAAGUACUGCGGCGAAUGGUGUCUUGGUUGGCAUGACGGAGUGUAUGCGUCUUUGCCGAUGGACAUCAUAAGGCUAGACUUGCCACGAUUUGGUGAGAUUAAGAUGGGAGGGACGAGCCUACCCAUGGCCACCGCAAGGUGGAAAUUCAACACCAGGGAUAGACACUGGCUUAAGUUUGAGAAGGAUGAGGUUAUCACCAAUAUCAGCUGGCGAUGCAAAGAGUUUUGGUGCUGGUCAGGCACGAAUGCCAAUGGCAAAUCGGGCAUAUUUCCUCAGGUUUUCAUCGAUAUAGGCACGCUGAAGGACUCUGAUGGGUCUGGCUCUAGCCGGGAUGACCAGAAUGGAGCUCUGAAUAACGAGAAGAGCAUGAAUGCGUCCCUUUCCGGUCCAUCAAAAUUCUCGCUUCACCAAAAGACCCGAGCUGGAAUACCUGCAAACACCAUCUACUCAACCAGUAGCAGCGAACUGCCACCCCUUCUGAGUCCAAUCCCCAGUGCGUAUCCAAUCCCCAGUGCGUAUGCACGCGAUGGCCCGUCAACCUGGGGCAAGACUCAAGCAGAAGCCCUACCACUGACCCUUGAUCAACAAAUAGCAAAAGAUUAUGAAAUUAGAGUCCCUCCAGCAGCAAAAGGAUUAGAUCGUCCCCAGAAGCUAGGGCGAGCCACGGGCAUGUCCUCGAUUAAUGAAGAGCUUUUGUUAGACAUGAAACUUGACGAAGUACACCAGUUUGGGAGAUGUUGGACCUACAGCCCCGUUGACUCUGUCUCAACAGACAAGGUGCCCAUUGCAAUUGCAGAUGUCCCCGUUGUCAUCCCUGUUGAAAGCAGGUACCCGCUCAGAGCACCAGUCACUCCACCGCCCGAUCCUCAUCCAAAGUUUAUUGAUCCGACGAGGCAAAUAACAGACAACGUAAUAUCAGAGAUUUUCAAGGUCUAUGAGAAUGCCCUGGGCUUUUACCUUCUGAUCAACGGCCAGCUUCAGAUAAUCAUUCCGGAUGACUUUGACUACCAGUAUGCCCUUUCACACCAGCCCAGGGAAUUUGGUGGACUUGAGGUCAGUUAUAUCAUGGAGAGUAUGACUCCUACAGCGGGGAUUACUACUCAAGCCUCGGUGGAAGUGCCUCAAACCUUGACAAAUGCUUCAAUGUCAACACAGUCGGCUCUAGGUGUCAGCUCCACGGCUAAUCAACCAUCUGCGGCAAACAUUGACCCCAUGCUUAAGCUGACUAUUGGAAGCGCCAUACAGGCAUCGGUCAAAGGCAUCAAGCUGAAGGACCGUUACGAGGGUCGAAUCGGUCUCAUGACAAGAAUGGGAGACAGGACUUUCGUGACAAUACCUACACACGUCGCUACCUCUGCACUAACAGCAGCGAAGUCGGUUUCGUUCCCGGGAGAGUCGUGGAUUAGCGACGUACAGAUAGUUUCCAGUAAUGGUAACAAAGAGCUAGGACCCGUUUGUGAAACGUUCGACCCAGCUGCAGGCCACUUUCCCCUUGGCUUUCUCCACGACAUCAGCUUAGUUGACGUGUCAAAUGCCCCAGUCGAACUCGUGUCAAGCAUCAAAACCCCUGUCCCAACUGAAUGGCUCUCGAAUUCCGGCUGGCAGGAAAUCAGGUAUCGCACAACAAAGCUUCACCUUCUCCGGCACGUUUCCACGACACUUUCAAGGCAAGCAAGCAUCAAGAGCAUAGGACUAUUGGAAUGUCAAUGCCAGGCGGUUGGGCAAGGAAUCUUCAGAAUGAGGCAACCACCGAAGACGGCGCGCUUUUCUCUACGGCGCCCUAGUCCAGGCUCAGAUGCGACGCAAGAUUCAGAGGUCUGGACCAGUCUGGUAGCUAGGUCUCUCUUGUUUCGGAUCCAUCCAGAUUUCCGGCCGGACGGGGCCCAGAGUGGUACAGCCCUGUGCACAAUGGAGGAGCUUGAAGAUGGAACGGCAUGUGCCAAGGUGGCUGGAUUUACUUCUUUCGUUCAGGAUGUAUCCGUCGUUCAAAACUUUGACUUGGAGGGCCCAAGACUAUACAGCAGGUUGGAACAGGGGCGUGUAGCCUUUUAUGGGGCCUUCCAAGUCCCUGAAGCAUUAAGAGAGAAGCAUCACAUUAGGUGA